Molecule: messenger RNA, 1605 nt
Organism: Closterium sp. Naga37s-1
Lineage: Eukaryota; Viridiplantae; Streptophyta; Zygnematophyceae; Desmidiales; Closteriaceae
Source: the annotation of a GenBank genome assembly
AUGGUGAUUUCAGCUACGGGAAUGGCGGCGGGAAUGGCGGCGGGAAUGGCGGCGAGAAUGACGCACGGCCGGAGCAGCCGCAGCGGGAGCACGUGUGCUGGACGUCGUCAGGAGGUGAGGAGGAGUGAUGCUCGCGCCCAUGCUCGCGCCCAUGCUCGCGCCCAUGCCCCUCGCCCAUGCCCCUCGCCCAUGCCCCGCAUCCAUGCCCCUCGCCCAUGCCCGCAAGCAUUCCUGCGCCCGUGCCCGCGCGUAUACUACUCCUCCCCCUCGCCCGCCGGAGUCACCAUUCACGGGCGCGGCUGCAGCACCUGCAUACGCGGGCAGCGCUGCUCGUUUCGCCUGUCCGUGCGCGACCCCGCGUGGUGGGCGGAGGGGGUGCUGCAUGCGGGGAAGCGCGGGUGGUGGAAGCGCGACGUGACUGUUACAAUGCGCGGACCUGCCAUGGGCGCGGGGGACGUGCACUGCCUUGACCCCCCGCGCUGCAGGGAGAUGCGAGUGACGUACCGCCUCUGGGAUGGAGGAGAUUACUUGGCCACUAUGCACAUAGGCUGUGCCAACCUGCACUUCUCACCACUAUACUAUCUGCACCUCAACAAGACAGCUCAACACGACCUCGUCUCCUGGCCUCUCACCGUUCUGCCCCGCACUGCACCCAACUCCACCGCACACGCACAACAACCCCUCCUCCCCCUUCCCAAGCUUGAACAGCCAGCAGCACAGACAAACCCUUCCACAGGCAGCCCGAACCUAUCCCGAGCCGAUCCUGAACCAGACUCCGAGCUUCCCAGAAACCCCUGCAUGGGAGCCUCGGUCCAGGGUCGGUGGAGGAUGAGAAACGGUCUGUACCACUGGGAAACGUUCUUCUGCGCGCACAAGGAGUUGCCUGCUAGCAGCUGGGUUGCUGCUUUGGAGCAGAGGGGCAUUCGGGAGAUUAGCAUUGUGGGAGACUCGCACCAGCGGUAUUUCACAGCGCACUUGUAUUAUCUACUCACGGGACGGGUGGAUAUGAGAGUGAAGAAGUGGCGGGACAAUCUGUUUUAUUUGGCAAAGGAUGGGGAGGGGAGGGAGCUGAAGAUCAACUUUUACUGGAUUGAUGGGAUCUACAGGAAUGGGGAGUUCGGGUGCAUUCAUCGUGGCGCCACAACCAAUCGGACGACUCAGUUCCCCAACAUCUCAUCCACUGCUGACGUCACCCUCUUUGAAGGAGGCUACUGGGGUGCCUCUUUCUGCAAGCAGCCUCUUAAAGCCCUCCGGGUGUACCUGCGGGAGUUUGUGCGCUGGGGCAUUUCCGCUGUUGCGCCCGGAAAAGGCCGGGUGGUUUUCCGCACUAUCCCCUCGUUUGCGGUGAGGAGAGGAAAAGGGAGUGCAGGAGAGGGGGGAAAGGGGGAUAGAGUGGAGGGUGGAGGGGAGGGUGGAGGGGAGGGUGUGGCUUGGCAGAACCUGGACGAGAGCUUGCAACGGUUGCCUGCUAUUCCCGACGACCACCAUUACUCGAACGUGGUGGCAACUGAUGACGGGGAUGUGGUGGUGGGGGAGGUGGGGGAAGCGCAUGUGAGGGCCUUCAUUCACUAUCUUCUCUACAUCCUCCCUCCUCCUGCCAAGUGA